Molecule: messenger RNA, 993 nt
Organism: Caenorhabditis elegans
Lineage: Eukaryota; Metazoa; Nematoda; Chromadorea; Rhabditida; Rhabditidae
Gene: col-37
Product: Nematode cuticle collagen N-terminal domain-containing protein
Exons: 2
Coding region: 1-993 (330 amino acids)
Molecular function (GO): structural constituent of cuticle
Source: RefSeq, marked reviewed
AUGGGUCACGUCCAAGUUCUUCUAUUCGUCGUAACAAGCGCAUCUGCCUUGGCAGCUCUUACUGCUAUUUUCUCGGCCAUCCAUGUGAUGACCGAUAUUAGCAACUUCCAAGAUGAGGUUAUCUCCGAUUUAAGCAAUUUCAAGCAGUACGCUGACGAUGCAUGGGGAGUAAUGGUUCAAACUGGAAACUCACCAGGAUUCCGAUUCGAUCAGAUCACCGGAAGAGUCCGUAGACAGUAUGCCACUGCUGCUGUUUCUGGAGGUGGUGGAGGAUGCCAAUGCGCCGCUCAGGCUUCUGGGUGCCCAGCGGGACCACCAGGACCACCAGGGCCAGAUGGAUCUGCUGGACCAGCUGGACCAGCCGGAAAUCCAGGAGCUGAUGGAGAUGCUGGAAGCCCAGGAGAGGCUGGAGGAGCUGGACCACCAGGACCACCUGGACCAGACGGAAACCCAGGAGCUCCAGGAAACGAUGGUGAAGCGGGAUCCCCAGGAACUCGCUCUAUCAGCUCUCCAGGACCAGCCGGACCAGCCGGACCACCAGGACCACCAGGACCAGACGGAGCUCCAGGAGGAGGAAGCGGACCAGGACCAGCUGGACCAGCCGGACCACCAGGACCAGACGGAAACCCAGGAUCUGCUGGAGCUGAUGGUCAACCAGGAGGACCAGGACAAGACGGUGCACCAGGAAGCGAUGCCGCAUACUGCCCAUGCCCACCAAGAAGCGGAGCUAUCGCAGGAGGAGGAGGAGGUGGAGAUGCCGGAGUUUCCGGAGGAAGCGACUCUGCUGUUGGAGGAGGAGGCGAUACCAACGCAAGCACCGAUUCUCAAACUAAUCGAUGGACAAAACAUUUCCAAAGAUUGAGGAAACAUUCAUCAAAAACUUUGCCAUUUAGUUUUAGCAUCAUUUAUUUGAUGGGAAAUAAACAUUUUCAUUUGGCAUUCACAGUAUUUAUUUUUAAAUGUAAGACCAGGGGUAAAAAUUUAUUGGGAUAA